AUGUCCCCUUCUGCUGAUACCAUUGCUGGCAACCCCGGCGCCGUCAAGUCCGGAAUCACCUCCGUUCACGUCAACACUGAUCGAACUCAGAUCAAGGAUGGAAACCUCUACUCCACCUACACCUACGACAACGCUACCGUGUCUAAGUCCGCCGAUGGCAAGUACGAGGUGACCCCCACUUCCACUGACUACGAGUUCAAGGUCGACCUGACUGUCCCCAAGACCGGUCUGAUGCUUGUCGGUCUCGGAGGAAACAACGGUACCACCCUUGCUGCCGCUGUUGCCGCCAACCGACACAACAUCAAGUUCAACACCAAGAAUGGCGAGAUCGAGCCCAACUACUUUGGCUCCGUCACCCAGGCUUCCACCAUCAAGCUUGGUGUUGACAAGGACGGUAAGGACGUCUAUGCCCCUUUCUCUGAGGUCCUCCCCAUGCUGCACCCCAACGACUUUGUCCUUGGCGGCUGGGAUAUCUCCUCUCUCAACCUGUCCGACGCCAUGAAGCGUGCCAAGGUUCUGGAGUACGACCUGCAGCGACAGGUGGCCAAGCACCUGCAGCCCAUCACCCCCAUGAAGUCCGUCUACUACCCCGACUUCAUUGCUGCCAACCAGGGCGAGCGAGCUGACAACGUCAUCGAGGGCACCGAUAAGUGGGCCCACGUCGAGCACAUCCGAAAGGAUAUCCGGGAGUUCAAGGAGAAGAACGGACUCGACAAGGUGAUUGUUCUCUGGACCGCCAACACUGAGCGAUACGCCAACCUCAUCGACGGUGUCAACGACACCGCCGACAACCUCCUCAAGUCCAUCAAGGAGUCCCACGAGGAGAUUGCCCCCUCCACCGUGUUUGCCGUCGCCUCCAUUCUCGAGGGCGUCCCCUACAUUAACGGUUCCCCCCAGAACACCUUUGUUCCCGGCUGCAUCGAGCUUGCCGAGCGAGAGGGCGCCUACAUUGGAGGUGAUGACUUCAAGUCUGGCCAGACCAAGCUCAAGUCCGUCCUUGCCCAGUUCCUGGUCGAUGCCGGUAUCAAGCCUCUUUCCGUCGCUUCUUACAACCAUCUGGGUAACAACGACGGUUUCAACCUGUCUGCUCCCCAGCAGUUCCGAUCCAAGGAGAUCUCCAAGGCCUCUGUCAUUGACGACAUGAUCGAGUCCAACCAGCUGCUGUACAACGACAAGAACGGUAACUCUGUUGACCACUGCAUUGUCAUCAAGUACGUGCCAGCUGUCGGAGAUUCCAAGGUUGCCAUGGAUGAGUACCACUCCGAGCUCAUGCUUGGUGGUCACAACACCAUCUCCAUCCACAACGUUUGUGAGGACUCUCUGCUCGCCACCCCCCUGAUCAUCGAUCUGGUCAUCAUGGCUGAGUUCCUGUCCCGAGUCUCCUACAAGAAGAAGGGCGAGGAGGGUGACUUCCAGAAGUUCCACUCUGUCCUUUCCUUCCUGUCUUACUGGCUCAAGGCUCCUCUGACCCGACCUGGCUUCGAUGCCGUCAACGGUCUUAACAAGCAGCGAGCCGCUCUUGAGAACCUCAUGCGAGCUCUCAUUGGACUCAAGCCCAACAACGACAUGAAGCUCGAGGAGCGAUGUCUUUAA
Messenger RNA from Yarrowia lipolytica CLIB122, 1593 nucleotides. RefSeq lists its product as uncharacterized. Gene Ontology annotation, cellular component: cytoplasm. Lineage: Eukaryota; Fungi; Ascomycota; Dipodascomycetes; Dipodascales. Gene Ontology annotation, biological process: inositol biosynthetic process; phospholipid biosynthetic process. Gene Ontology annotation, molecular function: inositol-3-phosphate synthase activity. The record is from RefSeq and is a predicted model, not a curated record.